AUGGAUGUAGCUGAUAUAAAUAUAGGACAGAGGCAGCAUAGAGAUGAGAUAGGAAUACGCUGUCAGAAACUUUUUCAGGACUUCUUGGACGAGUACAGAGAAGAUGGGGAGCUCAAGUAUCUAGAGCCAGCCCAAGAACUCCAAAAUGAAGAACGCAGCACUAUUGAAAUAAGUUUCGAUGAUGUAGAAAAGUACAACCAACAUCUUGCUACAACAAUCAUUGAAGAGUAUUACAGAAUAUAUCCUCACCUCUGCCAAGCAGUCGCUAACUAUGUUAAAGAUAGGGCCGGUCUCAAGAAGGAGAAAGAAUGUUUCAUAAGCUUUGUUGAUGUUCCUACCAGGCAUGUUGUUAGAGAACUCAAAACUGAUAAAAUUGGUACUCUCGUCAGAAUAUCUGGACAAGUUAUUCGCACUCAUCCAGUACAUCCUGAGCUGAUUUUAGGAACCUUCACAUGUUUAGAUUGUCAGACUGUCAUAAAAAAUGUAGAACAACAGUUCAAGUUCACGAAUCCAACAAUUUGUAGAAAUCCAGUUUGUAAUAACAGAAGAAGAUUUAUGUUGAAUGUUGAUAAAUCUACAUUCGUAGAUUUUCAAAAAGUAAGGAUACAGGAAACACAAGCUGAACUUCCUAGAGGUUGCGUGCCUCGAAGUGUAGAGAUUAUAUUAAGAGCUGAAAAUGUUGAACUAGUACAACCUGGGGACCGUUAUGAUUUCACAGGUACUUUAAUUGUGGUUCCGGAUGUGGGAGCAUUGGCUUUACCAGGUGGCAAGACCCAAAUUACUUCAAGACACCAACGUGGUGAUGAUGCUGAAGGUGUAAGAGGACUGAAGGCUCUCGGAGUUCGUGAUCUCCAUUACCGUAUGGCAUUUUUAGCAUGUAGUGUCCAGCCUACUAAUCCAAAGUUUGGAGGAAUAGAAAUUCCUGUAGGAGAAAUCACCCCAGAAAUAAUGAAACAACAAAUGACAGAUGGAGAAUGGAAGCACAUGUAUGAAAUGUCUCACGAUAAAAAUUUAUAUCAAAACAUGAUAAACAGUCUUUUCCCAAGCAUCCAUGGUAAUGAUGAGGUUAAAAAGGGUAUACUACUCAUGCAGUUUGGAGGAGUGUCCAAAACUACAGUUGAGGGAACUUCUCUAAGAGGAGACAUUAAUUGUUGCAUAGUAGGUGAUCCAAGUACAGCCAAAAGUCAGUUUUUGAAGCAAGUUUCAGAAUUCUCACCGAGAGCAGUGUACACAUCAGGCAAAGCCUCUUCUGCAGCUGGUCUUACUGCAGCUGUAGUUAAAGAUGAAGAAUCCUCAGACUUUGUUAUUGAAGCUGGAGCCCUCAUGUUGGCUGACAAUGGAGUAUGCUGCAUUGAUGAAUUUGACAAGAUGGAUCAAAGAGACCAAGUCGCUAUUCAUGAAGCCAUGGAACAACAGACAAUUUCAAUAGCAAAAGCAGGUGUCAGAGCUACAUUGAAUGCAAGAACAUCAAUUCUUGCUGCUGCAAAUCCUAUUGGAGGUCGGUAUGACCGUGCUAAAUCUUUACAGCAAAACAUUCAGCUAUCUGCCCCUAUAAUGUCCAGAUUUGAUUUGUUUUUUAUUCUUGUGGAUGAAUGCAAUGAAGUAAUAGACUACGCUAUAGCAAGAAAAAUAGUUGACUUGCACUGUAAUAUUGAGGAAAGUGUAGAAAGAGUUUACACAAAACAAGAAGUACUUCAGUACAUCAGUUUUGCAAGAAAAUUCAAACCAGUUAUCAACAAAGAGGCACGAGAUCUGCUGAUACUCUACUACAAUAGGCUUCGGUUACGUGACAGUACCACUACUGGUAAGUCAACAUGGCGUAUUACGGUGAGGCAGUUGGAAAGCAUGAUUCGACUCUCAGAAGCUAUGGCAAGGAUGGAUAUUUCUGACGAAGUUCAAACAAAACAUGUCCGUGAAGCCUUCCGGUUGCUCAACAAAUCUAUCAUUAGAGUAGAACAACCUGAUAUUCAGCUUGGAGAUGAUCAACAAGAAGUGACUGAAGAUGACAAUAUGGAGGUUGAUUCAACACCCGAACCUUCACAAACUGUUACCAAAAAGAAAAUGGUGCUCAGUUUUGAAGAAUACAAAGCUCUUAGUAAUAUGAUUGUAGUACAUAUGAGGAGAGAAGAAACUCGAAUGGAAGCAGAAGGUAAAGAGGGGAUUCAUAGAAGUGAUGUUGUGGAAUGGUAUCUUAAUCAAAUAGCUGAUCAAAUUGAAACAGAGGAGGAACUGGUGGAAAAGAAAGAUAUGUUUGAAAAGGUUCUCGAUCGUCUAAUAUACCAUGAUCAGAUCAUCAUCCCACUGACCAGAAGUGGUCUCAAAGGCUCAGAUCAAGAGGAAGAAACUGAAGAUGCACUACUAGUUGUGCAUCCAAACUAUGUGGUGGAUCAAUAGAAAUGGUUUAGUUAUAAAUAAUAAUUUGUAUUUAUUUCAAGUUUGUGAAUUUCCAAAUAAAACUUUUUUUU
This is a messenger RNA of Leptinotarsa decemlineata (Colorado potato beetle), 2465 nucleotides long. It is a transcript of the gene Mcm6, whose product is annotated as Minichromosome maintenance 6. Gene Ontology annotation, biological process: double-strand break repair via break-induced replication; mitotic DNA replication; DNA replication initiation. The record is from RefSeq and is a predicted model, not a curated record. Lineage: Eukaryota; Metazoa; Arthropoda; Insecta; Coleoptera; Chrysomelidae. Gene Ontology annotation, molecular function: ATP binding; single-stranded 3'-5' DNA helicase activity; single-stranded DNA binding. Gene Ontology annotation, cellular component: nucleus; MCM complex.